CGUGUGGAGCGAUGCUUCGGGAGAGCUCCAGCCAGCCAGCAGCAGCGGUCCCAAGGUCGGUGAGAGUGCGCUCGGUCUCGCGGUGCGGUAGAGAGCGAACGAGGAGAGUUUAUGCUGGCUGCCCGACUGCACGAGGAAGACCCCACUUUUGCCCGUUCAAGCCGGAACGGACUCUGCUGCUUUCUCUAUAAAUUCCGUAAGCCUUGGCAUUGAAAACCCAUUCUCGGUGUAUUUCUCCUUGGACUUGGACUUGGUUUGUUGAACUUCCCCCCGUUAGUCGGUGCCGGUUUUUGCUCUCGAUCCGCGUUUCGAUUCUCGAUCACUGUGCGCAACAGGAAUUAAGUGUGCGAUCUUCAGCUUCUUCUUCUUGUGGUGAACAAACCUGGAGAGGUGGUGCGUGGAAUGAUAUUUCAGCAAUAUCCAGCGUAUCCCAGUGCAAAGUGGAGUGUGAUUGGGUGAUUGCAUCGGAACAAGGGGGCAGAACAUAACUCAGAUAUUGUCAAGAACCUGUUCCAGAUCGGGGGGUUGUUGUGCCGCGGUGAAGUUCAAGUGCUCAGCCGUUGUGUUCUGUGUCGCUGUGAAAAAAGACGAGAGAUAGAUAACGAUCUGGUGGCGUCUAGCGGAGAGCUAACUCAGCGUGGAAAUCUGAUAACUCCAAAAGGUCUCUAAUUAGCAACAAGUGGUUGAAAGCCGAUGCCGGGAUAGGAAACGAAAAAAUAAAUACACACAAGUGAACAAAGAAUAGCAGCUAAAGCAAAAGAAACAAAUCGGAAGUUUGUGAAGAAGCAACAAUAUCUUGGAAUAGCAUCUCCACUCGGAAAGUGUAUUGGGAAAUAACCGCGCCACAAAGUGUUUAAAGGAAAAACAUCAAAACCUGAAAGGAAAAAGGCGGCGUAAAAGUGCAACAACUGAACAAACGAAGCGCCCUCUUGCGAACCAAGUGAAGUGGUGUGUCCGUGUGUCUGUGUUCCGUGUUCGUUUGCGAAUCUUGAAAGCCUUGUGACCUCCUCCGGGACAGUGCAGGAAGUGCAGAGAGUGUACCAGCAUUACCAGCAGCAAACAGCAAGCAGCCAGCAGCAGAAUGUGGAAAUCUACGGCAGUACUUUUGGUGGCGGUUGCGGCAGCGGUACUUUUCAUUGAGGCCAGCUAUGCAAAAGAAGCCAUCCCGGCCCUAGUGGACACAGAAGCCUCCGCCCGCCAGAGUAAAGCCGUAUCGACGCAUUGUCCGCGAUCAUGUCCACCGACGACGACUCCAGCGGAGCCGGUCUGCGGAUCGGACGGCCUAAUCUACGCCAACAUCUGCGAGAUGAAGAAGAAAACCUGUACGAAGAAUGCGCCGAACAGCGUGACGGAGGACAAGGAGGGCUGCGAGCGGGCGAAGGGCUCUCCGUGUAGUCAUCGCUGUCCAACGGAGAAGGAUCUAGUGUGCGGAACCGAUGGCCGAACGUAUCUGAACCGAUGCAUGCUGCGAGUGCAGGCCUGUCGAGUCGGAACUGCUGCGGUGUCUCUGGCCCACGUGGGACCCUGCGCCAACGGGAGCAUCAUUCGGGAGUCUUGCCCAGUCGACUGCAACAGCGCUCCUCAAGAUGGACCAGUUUGCGCCUCGGACGGUAACGUAUACAACUCCACAUGCCAGAUGAAGCUGAUCACCUGCGGCCAGGGAGUGGUACGAACAAGCCGAAAGCACUGCCAAAGCACCCGUAACUGCCGAGAAUCGUGCUGGCGAGUAGCCCGACCAACCUGCGGAUCCGACGGUCGUCUAUACGCCAGCGCCUGUAAGAUGCGAUCGUCCAACUGCGGUAAGCACGUCUUCGAAGUGCCAAUCUCGUUCUGUAUGUCCCAGGAACGUGCCGGAGGAAGCUCGGCCGCCGCCACGAACAAGAUCGAGGAUUGCCCAACGGAUUGCGUCCGGGAGGCUCAGCAAAUGAUCUGCGGUAGCGAUGGGAACGUGUACACCUCGAUGUGUGAACUGAAGAUGCUGAACUGCGGACAACGCAAGAAGAUCCAGGUCGUGGGUAUUGACCGGUGCAAGCAGAAGAUGAGCCGCUGCAAAUCCAUCCCAGCCUGUAAGCACCACAGCAAGAACAGUGCGUCGAUCUUCGGAGACCAGAAGGAUCUGCUGUGUGGUACCGACUCGCGGACGUACAACAACGAGUGCGAACUGGCGAGAGCUACCUGCUUACGUGGAGUUCAACUGGCUCACAUCGGCGCCUGCACACAGCUGAAGACCAAGACAGACACUGUUGAUUGCUCGAGCUGCACCUACGACGAAGAUCAAGUUGGCCCCAUCUGCGGCUCCGAUGGAAACACCUACCGGUCACGUUGCGAACUGAAGCAGAAAACCUGUGGUCUCAGAGUCGUUCCAGUUUCCCUCAAAAACUGUGCCACCACUGCCCACUGUGAAGCAAACUGUGAAACCGAACCUACCAGCUACAUCUGCGGCUCGGACAACAAACUCUAUCCGAACGAGUGCUUCAUGCGAAAGGAGAACUGCGGCAAGCACAUGUUCAUCGUACCGAUGAAGCGCUGUUUGGCGGCCUUCACCUUCAAGGGCUGCUCGCGAAUCUGUCCGCAGGAAUUCGAACCCGUGUGCGGCACCGACGGCAAAACCUACUCCAACGAUUGCUUCCUCAGCAUCGAAAACUGCCGAUCGCGAUCGGUCCACAAGAAGCACGACGGACCCUGCGGACGGCCCGAGGAACCAUCGCACAACUAUCUGUACUAAAACACAAAACAAAAUGCCAACAAAUCAGUUUCUAAGGCCACUUUUUUUCCAGUCUAGCCUUUCCCCCCCUCUUCCCUUGUUCAUUGCCACAAGCUGUCCUUAUCUUGUAUUUGUAGCAUUAAGGCUGUUUAGAAAGUAGUUAUUCUUCGAAACUUGCCGUACUGUUGUACUAAAGUUUUAGAACAGUCGGUCAAACGCUUUGACCUACAAGGUUCGCCAAAAUUCGACUGCCAGAACAAAACGUACUGAGGAAAACAAGACUUGAACCACCCAUUUUCGACGCAUAUUUACUGGUAAAAUUUACACUUUUUCCUACUGAAAGUCUAAUUUUUUACGCACCCUAUCCCCCUAGUAGACUGUUUUUAACGAAAGAACAAAUUUUAGACAAAAAAAAACAAUCACACCGGAAGCGCGGAAGUCACAUGCCGCCCUUUUAGUUCGUAUUUAGUUCAAAUGAGUAAGAUUUAGAUUUAUAGGUUAAUCGUGUAUAGAAACAAAACAAAAGAAAACCCGAAACGAGAAAGAAAUCGAAACUCUUUUUUUGUUUUUAACUUAUUCAGUUAGUAGUCAAGCAAAAA
Molecule: messenger RNA, 3303 nt
Organism: Aedes albopictus (Asian tiger mosquito)
Lineage: Eukaryota; Metazoa; Arthropoda; Insecta; Diptera; Culicidae
Product: agrin
Exons: 6
Coding region: 1082-2725 (547 amino acids)
Biological process (GO): cell differentiation; multicellular organism development
Molecular function (GO): protein binding
Source: RefSeq, a predicted model, not a curated record